This is a messenger RNA of Didymodactylos carnosus, 1197 nucleotides long. NCBI's taxonomy places the organism in Eukaryota, Metazoa, Rotifera, Eurotatoria, Philodinida, Philodinidae. The record is from the annotation of a GenBank genome assembly.
AUGUCACAAACAAGUGAAAGUAAUGAAAAUUCUGCUCCUAAUAUAAACAACAGUGGAAUAACUGAAAAUGAGAGUGAUGGUGGAGAUUCAUUGUCUACACAUUCAAGACAAAGUUAUGAUUACAAUUACAAUUCUGAAGAAGAGGAAGAAAAGGUACGAUUAAUAUCUCAAGUAUUAGUAUUACAAAAAACAUUAGAUGAUUUAUCAAAACGAGUUGAUUCAGUCAAAGAAGAAAAUCUUAAACUACGCUCAGAAAAUCAAGUACUCGGUCAAUAUAUUGAAAAUUUAAUGGCUGCGAGCAAUAUACAGGGUAGUUUUAUACGUGUACCACCGCCAAAAAAACUAACCAAGUCAAUUGACAAACGCCGUUCGUCCGAGGCACAACAACGACGCGUACCCUAUCGUUUGAGUACUACACCUGCACGAGAAAAACCAAAAGCGACAAAAAUUGUACAACCAGUUAAAAAUGAUGAAACAGAAAAGCUGAGAAUGAAAAUUACUAAUUUAGAAGAUGAAAUUGGUCGAUUAAAACGAAAAAUUGAAGAAUUAGAAAAAGAUAUUAUUGAUUUACAAAGACAAUCACGAAUAAAAGAGAAAAAAAUAACCGAUUUAACAAAACAGAAUGAAGAAUUGAAGAAAAUGGAAAUUUCCUAUCAAAAACAAAUUAAUGAUUUUCAAUUAUUAAAUACUCAAUUGCAUGAUGAAAAUGAACAAUUAAAAGCGGAAAUCAAUCGUUUAGAAAUUUUAUUAAAAAAUGCUUUACAAUCAAAUAAAGAAAUGGAAGAAUUACGCGAAUAUUACGAACAACAAUUACAACAGAUGCGAAAUGAACAUGCAAAAGAAUUGAAACAACGUGAUAAUAAAAUCGAAUUUUUAAAAAAACAAAUUGCCGAUUCAUUGAAAGAUAAUUCAUGGGAACGUCAAGCGCAAAUAGAAGAGUUGACAAAACAGGUGAAACGUAAACACGAAGAAUGUGAAUUAAUUAAACACAAAUUAUCUAACUAUCAGAAUAAAAAAGGGUGUGCGAAUUGUUCCGAUAUGGCCACAAAAUUAGAGGAUAAAACGAAGAUAUUACGCGAAAAGGAUUUGAUUGUUCAAGAGCUAUUAACAUUGAUGCAAAAAUUUCGUACACAAUUGACUAAUCAGGAUGAUUUAAUGGAAUUAUUAUCAACAUACAAUAAUACAUUGAUACAUUGA